AAACGGCGGCUGUGGAGCGGGGACUGCGAGUAGCUCAGGGCGGGAGCUGGCGGAGCGGACGCGGGGGUUCUGUGGGGAGCGCGGGGCCCGCCAUGGCGGUGAACCUGAGCCGGAAUGGGCCGGCGCUGCAGGAGGCCUACGUGCGGGUGGUCGCCGAGAAGUCCCCGACUGAUUGGGCCCUGUUCACUUAUGAAGGCAAUAGCAAUGACAUCCGCUUGGCCGGCACCGGGGAGGGAGGCCUGGAGGAGAUGGUGGAAGAGCUGAGCAGUGGGAAGGUGAUGUACGCCUUCUGCAGGGUGAAGGACCCCAACUCCGGGCUGCCCAAGUUUGUGCUCAUCAACUGGACAGGCGAAGGCGUGAAUGAUGCACGGAAGGGAGCGUGUGCCAACCAUGUCAGCACCAUGGCCAACUUCCUGAAGGGCGCCCACGUGACUGUCAAUGCCCGGGCUGAGGAGGACGUGGAGCCCGAGGCCAUCAUGCAGAAGGUGGCCAAGGCCUCGGGGGCCAACUACAACUUCCACCGGGAGAGCAGCCGCUUCCAGGACACCGGGCCCCAGGCCCCUGUGGGCUCUGUCUACCAAAAGACCAAUGCCGUAUCCGAGAUCAAGAGGGUUGGCAAAGACAGCUUCUGGGCCAAAGCCGAGAAGGACGAGGAGAACCGCAAGCUGGAGGAGCGGCGGCGGGUGGAGCAGGAGCGGCAGCAGGCAGAGGAGGAGCGGCGGGAGCGGGAGCUGCGGGAGGCCGCCCGCCGGGAGCAGCAGUAUCGGGAGCGGGACUGCGAGGCAGGCCCCCCGAGGAAUUUUGAACAGCACCGAGAUGCAUUUUCAAGGACCAGAGAGGAGCAGGAGCCCACCUGUCCACAGCCGGUGCACCCCCGGGAGCUCUUCAAGCAGAAGGAGAGGGCCAUGUCCACCACUUCGAUCACCAGUUCCCAGCCAGGCAAGCUGAGGAGCCCUUUCCUGCAGAAGCAGCUCACGCAACCAGAGACGCCCCUUGCCAGAACACCGGCUCCCACCUCCCCAGGGCCCAGGGCAGGCAAGGCGCUGGAUUUCCAUGAGGAGCCGGCACCCAGCAUCCCUCGGUCUCCAGUGAAGGCAGAGGAGGAAGACGAGGCUAUCUACGAGGAUCCCCCGGAGCAGGAGAAUCUCUACGAGGAGCCCCCGACGGUGCAGCAGGAGGAAGCCAGCUCAGGACAUGCCAGCCACUAUGAGCAGGGGCCAGGGCUCGGGGGAAACGGGCUCUGUGCACGGGCCCUAUAUGACUACCAGGCAGCUGACGACACAGAGAUCUCCUUCGACCCUGAGGACCUCAUCACGGGCAUCGAGGUGAUCGAUGAAGGCUGGUGGCGCGGCUAUGGACCGGACGGCCACUUCGGCAUGUUCCCUGCCAACUACGUGGAGCUCAUCGAGUGAAGACUUGCUGGGGGACGAGGCCCGGCCGAGGCUGCCUGGGCCCCUCCCCACCAAGACCUGGGUUCCCUGUUGCUGGAAGGGGACAGCACAGGAAUGGGUCCACCCCCCAGGAAUAGGAUCCCCCUAAGGAAAUGAGGUCUCAGGCACCCUCUAGCCGAGCUGGCUCAGCCUCUGUCACCCAAUUGCAGCAAUAACUUGGCAAUUCCCAAACACGCUUCUGGUGGCCCCACAGCCCUCCCUACAGCCAGCCUCCCCCAUGCACCCCCAGAGCUGUGGGCCGGGCAGUCUGAGCUGGGGGGUCUGAGCAGGUGCCCACUCCCUCCCCACCCACUCAUGGCACAGUGAGCUGAGAGCACUGCGUGAAGCAGUUUGUGGCCUGUGAUGACGCUGAGGGCAGCGGCUGCCCUGCUGGAGCCCGCCCUGCGGCCCGGCCCAGCCCAUCUCUCCGGCCCCUCGCCUGAUGAGCAGGGUCAGUGGGGACAGUGACCUCCAUGGGCUCCUCUCACCCUGACCACAGCCACUUCCUGGCAGAGCUCUUGUCUUAGGGAAAAGGAACCAAGUGCCCUGUGUUGGCUGCCUUCCCCCUCCCCCCUCCCCCACCCUGACCUCUUUAAGUCUCUGAGGACCAGAGCUGCUUUGGGACUCAGAGCUGCAGGUGGUCCCCUCAGGUGUCCAUGGGUCUACUCUGCGCCCUGGGGGUGGGGGGGUGCCUGACCCUCAGCAACCUGAUGAGGCAUAAACAUCCACGUGUAGCUCCA
This is a messenger RNA of Choloepus didactylus (southern two-toed sloth), 2170 nucleotides long. RefSeq names its product drebrin like (gene DBNL). The record is from RefSeq and is a predicted model, not a curated record. The transcript is spliced from 13 exons. The coding region runs from base 93 to 1412 and encodes 439 amino acids. NCBI's taxonomy places the organism in Eukaryota, Metazoa, Chordata, Mammalia, Pilosa, Megalonychidae. Gene Ontology annotation, molecular function: actin filament binding. Gene Ontology annotation, biological process: regulation of actin filament polymerization; postsynaptic actin cytoskeleton organization; positive regulation of axon extension. Gene Ontology annotation, cellular component: lamellipodium; postsynaptic membrane; plasma membrane.